UGCGAAGGGGUGAUUGCAAAAACAUUCAACCUCGACACACAUUUGCAAACACAUUUACAAAGUCGAGUAAAACCUUUUGCUUGCGCUGACUGCCAUAUGUCUUUUAAUCGAAAGUCACAUCUGACAAGACAUGGCAAAACACUACAUGAGCAAUCAAAAGAUCAUGUCUGUAACCGCUGCGCUACUCCGUUUACCCGGGUUGCAAAUCUUCGAAAGCAUGUUAAAAAGAAGCAUGCGAGUAAUUAA
Molecule: messenger RNA, 246 nt
Organism: Mucor mucedo
Lineage: Eukaryota; Fungi; Mucoromycota; Mucoromycetes; Mucorales; Mucoraceae
Exons: 1
Cellular component (GO): nucleus
Source: RefSeq, a predicted model, not a curated record